ACAAAAAUUAUGUAAAAUUAUUUUAUAAAGAUGUAUUAUUUAUUAUGUCCUUGUUUUGAAACAAUUCUUCGUUUGAUGUCAAAAAUCAAAUUAAAGUAUGUUUGCAUUUGUAUUGGUCUUAUUACAGUACUUGAUUUUUUUGGAGCAUUCACACAUUUAUUUGAAAUUACAUAUGACUCAAAUUUUGUUUAUCCAUAUGAAGGUGAUGUACAUGAAUUUGUAAAUGCAUUACGACAUAAUGAAAAACCUAGUAUUGAACCUAUAAAUGAAUAUAAAUAUAAAUUUUUACUGAAUAAUCAACAAAAAUGUGUAGAUGCUGCACAUAAAAUUUUUCACGUUGUGUACAUAGUAAAAUCUGCAAUAGAAAAUUUUGAAAGGAGAUUAGCAAUUAGAAAUUCCUGGGGUUUUGAGAAAAGAUUUUUUGAUGUACCUUCGAGAACAAUCUUUAUGUUAGGUAUAUAUCCACAUAAUGAUGAACUUCAAGCAAAGGUAAAAAUUGAAGCUGCAAAAUAUAAAGAUAUCAUACAAGCAGAUUUUAUAGAAUCAUAUUACAAUAAUACAUACAAAACUAUGAUGAGUUUUAAAUGGUUAGUAAAAUAUUGCUCUAAUUCAAAAUUUUAUAUGUUUGUUGAUGAUGAUAUAUAUGUUUCUGUAAAAAAUGUUUUAAGAUUUAUAAGAAAUCCAACUAAUUAUCCUGAUUAUUUAAAAGAACCUAAAAAAUUUGAUAUUCAUAAAAGAGAAAUUAAAAGUAAUGAUGAAAAAAAAGAAUUAAAUAAUGAUAUAAUUACACAAAAAAAUAUACAUAUUCUUGAUAAAAAGGAUUUAUUUGUUUAUGAAAAAUUAAAAAAAACAGUUUUCAGGGAUCAUAUUAUAUAUGGAUUAAAACAAGAUACUUAUAAUAAAACUCUAAAAAUUAAUUAUAAUAAAGAAAAUAAUACAAAAUUAAAAUUUAUUCAGGAAGAUAAUCUAAAAAAUGAAUUUAUAUUGAAUAGAAUAAAAAAACAAGUUUUUGAUUUUGAACUUCCAGAAGAUAUUAGAUUAUAUGCAGGAUUUGUAUUUAUAUCUUCACCUCAUCGUCAUAAAUCUUCUAAGUGGUAUGUUUCUCUUAGUGAAUACCCAUACCAUUUAUGGCCACCAUAUGUUACAGCUGGUGCAUAUAUACUGUCUAAAGAAGCUCUUUUAGAUAUGUAUUAUACUAGUUUUUAUACUAAGCAUUUCAAAUUUGAUGAUAUUUUUUUAGGCUUAGUUGCAAAAAAAGCAAAUAUAGAACCUUUUCAUUGUGAAGAAUUUCAUUUUUACAAAAAAGAUUAUACAAAAUUUAAUUAUAAAUAUGUAAUAACUUCCCAUGGAUAUGGUAAUUCAACUGAAUUAUUGAAUGUAUGGAAUGAACAAAAAGCUCUUGGUAAUGCCUAAAUUUUCAAUUGUAUUCAAAAUAUUUUUAUUAAAUGUUUUAAAUAUGAAUUAAAUGUUUAAAUACAUAAAAAAUAAGUAACAAAAUGAUAUUUAAAAUGAUAAA
Molecule: messenger RNA, 1516 nt
Organism: Apis laboriosa (Himalayan honeybee)
Lineage: Eukaryota; Metazoa; Arthropoda; Insecta; Hymenoptera; Apidae
Gene: brn
Product: beta-1,3-galactosyltransferase brn
Exons: 1
Coding region: 31-1413 (460 amino acids)
Cellular component (GO): membrane
Molecular function (GO): UDP-glycosyltransferase activity; hexosyltransferase activity
Source: RefSeq, a predicted model, not a curated record